Molecule: messenger RNA, 3055 nt
Organism: Oldenlandia corymbosa var. corymbosa
Lineage: Eukaryota; Viridiplantae; Streptophyta; Magnoliopsida; Gentianales; Rubiaceae
Source: the annotation of a GenBank genome assembly
GAUCUUUCUUUUGAUGGGUUGUUUCAUGUUUGAAGUUAGGAACUGAAAUCCCUCUUCUCCGAACAAGGUAAUUUAUGAUUUGGGUGCUCCAACUCUCCAAUAAAUUUUACAUUUUUUCUCCUAUCCCGCCUGCAGAAUCGAUUUCUAUUGUAAGAAGGGGGUCUUUUUUUUUCUUUCUAUUGUUGGUUGGUUUCUGAGUGUUUUGAUGUUUUUCAUUUAAUAAAUAUAGUUUCGGUUUUCUUCCUUGAUUUUGCAUUUUCUCUUAACUGCCCUUUGUUGAAUGCAAAGUUGAUGUGAUCACUUGUAGUUUUUAAACCCUUCAAAUUGCAAAAAAAGAGGAUCUGUUUAUCACUUUGGUCUCUUGAAUGUGAAAAGUAUUUGCUUUGUGAUUGGACGAUUUUGAGAGAGCUCACCAGGGAGGAAAUGUUGUAAUGCAUUUUCUCAUCCGGCCUAAAAGGAGUGUUUACUUUCGGUCAUCUAAUUUGGAUCAGAACUAGAUUUUGAAAGAAAAAUAGCAGAAGCAAAGAGAGGGUUGGCUUCUUUUUGUUCAAGAUUCUGUUUUCUGCAGUGAGGCUUAGUUGAUCUACUGUUUAUUCUCCUCUUCUUUUUUCUUUUUGGGCACUGUAUUUGAUUUUAUGUUGACAAUUCCACCAAUUUGUUCCGUCCUUUUCUACUUCUUUUUUACGCUUUAUUAUCCUCUCACACAUUUUCAAGUGGGCAAAAUUCAAACUUUUAUCGUGCCAUCUUUAUCUUUUUUUUUGGCUUUUCAUCUUCAACUAAGUUCAUUUCAGAAUGUUUUUUUUUUUUCAGUCAACGGGUUUACCUCAAGCUAUUUUGAUUUGUCACCAUCUCGGCUCAUUCACUUCUUUCAGGGCUUUUGUUUACUCAAUUCAUUGUAUGUCAUAGAUUUCACUGGCCAGGGAGGUAAAAAGAACUUUCAAAAUGAAAACUUGAAACAUUUUUUUUACUCAAAAGUCUGUCUUGUUUGCUUUGUAUUGAUUAUUUAAAAGAUGGUUUAUGUUCAGAUUAGGGAGGAUGGCUUGUUUUUUUUUUCCUAAUCUAGUAGCAAAGUUGUUUGCUUUCUUCUAGUGGUUUUGCCCUUUUUUGGCUGCGGUUAUUAGUGGACAAUCUGAUGCACUUUGCCACGAUGUAAAGGUGCAUUGAAGUUUGACCAAGUGAAGUUUCAAAGUGCUCUGCCAGUUGGGAGUCUUUUGAUUAUCACUUUUCUUUGGUUUGGUUGACUAGAGAACACCCAUUAUUCCCUGUGAGACUGGUUUCUGAAAGCAUAAAAACAUUGUUCUUUUUACCUUUUCAUCUGAAACAAAUGAUCUCUUUCCGUCUCUGAAGAAAAUGGGGGGUUGUGUCUCAACAAGUAGCCAUAGUACUUGCAGUAGUGGGAGCAAUGGAGAGAAACUUUCUCAAACAUGCCUAGAGAUGAGUAUAUUUGGUCGGAAGAGAACACGGACAUUUUCGGACCACAUUGCUAAAUUACAACAUUUGGCCUCAAUACCUAAUCGAAUUUUCACAAAUGGGCGAAGUCGGACAUCUUGUAUAUUCACACAGCAAGGACGCAAAGGCAUUAACCAGGAUGCCAUGAUUGUCUGGGAGGAUUUCAUGGCAGAUGAUGUCACCUUUUGUGGUGUCUUUGAUGGCCAUGGUCCACAUGGCCAUUUGGUUGCUCGCAAAGUGAGAGAUGCAUUGCCAUUAAAAAUUUUGUCAACUAUGAAAUCAUCUGAUACCAAGCAAAAUGGGUCUGGUGCUAAUUGCUGCAAAGGGGAUCCAAAAUUAGAUGUGGUAGAUCCUGAAAAGAAUGGUUCUACUGAGAAUGAAGUUGACCAUUUGUGGAGGGAAUCCUUUCUUAAGUCAUACAGGGCCAUGGACAAAGAGUUAAGGUCUCAUCCGAACUUGGAUUGUUUUUGCAGUGGCAGCACUGCUGUUACAAUAGUUAAGCAGGGGUCCAACCUUUUCAUUGGAAAUAUUGGUGAUUCUCGGGCAAUUCUAGGAUCAAAAGAUGGCGGUGAUAAAAUGGUUGCCAUCCAGUUGACUGUUGAUCUGAAGCCUGAUCUUCCAAGGGAAGCUGAACGAAUCAAACGGUGUAAAGGCCGAGUUUUUGCCUUACAAGAUGAGCCAGAAGUGCAACGAGUUUGGUUGCCUUUUGAUGAUGCCCCUGGCUUAGCAAUGGCUCGAGCAUUUGGGGAUUUCUGUUUGAAGGAGUAUGGUGUGAUCUCUAUUCCUGAGUUUUCUCAUCGGAUUCUUACAGAGAAGGAUAAGUUUAUUGUGCUGGCUUCUGAUGGGGUUUGGGAUGUAUUGAGUAAUGAUGAAGUGGUUGAGAUAGUGUCAUCUGCUUCAACCCGAUCAUCAGCUGCUCGGAUCGUGGUUGAGUCAGCAGCUCGGGAAUGGAAGUCCAAGUAUCCAACCUCGAAGAUGGAUGACUGUGCAGUGGUUUGCUUAUUUUUAGAUGGGAAGAUGGAUUCAGAAUCUGACUACGAAGAACAGGGUUUUUCUUCUGCAACUCUACAGAGCAACCAUUCCAGCAAUGUCGCCGAAUCAGAUGAUGGCCAAAACGUGGAGCCUACGUUGCAGAGAAACUGUACAGUGAGAUCGGCCGAAGAAAAUGAAACCUAUAAAAGGAUACAAGCUGUCGGCGUAGAUGCAAAUGGAGAGAAUACGGUCUCUGAGGAGACUAACUGGUCAGGUUUGGAAGGCGUUACGCGGGUUAAUUCUCUUGUUCAACUUCCAAGAUUUUCUGAAGAGAUGCCAAGACCUUGAUUUUUUUUUAUCUUUUUUCGGGGGUUAAUUCCUUGUUUAUUGUAACAUCCAUCUCAUCUGUAAGUCCAAGCAAGCAAAAGAUGAUCCCUUUGGCCCUUUUAGGUUUUGGUGCAAAUUCUUUGGCUGCUUUCAUCUUUGUUCAUAUUUCUUUUGUGGAGUACAUGCUUGAGACACUCUUUUGAAGUAACCUCAAUUGUACAUACUUUUAUGGAAUUUUCUAAAUUAAUUUGCUCCAGCAGCAGCUGUUUAAUCUAAACUAGUGGUAAGAUGUUUCACCUAUUUCAAC